AUGUCAGCAGGGGUCAUUCCUCAAGCAGGGUCCGCCGUGGCCAUGAUCGGAGCGAACCUUCGCUUCGGUUCAGCAGGGGCUACUAAUUCUUCUGUGGUCAAUAAUACGCGGCACUGCCCGCCAGGUGGCGCUGCGAGCGCUGCCGCUCUACUAGCACUCUCCAGUCUAGGAAUGUCUGCUAAUUUAGCACUGAUGGCGGUAAUACUCAGCAAAAAACAAUUGCGAAGAUGGUCUCACGGUCUGCUGUUCCACCAAGCGAUUGUGGACCUCGCUCGGGCCGCCAUCUUGCUACCUCUUGGCAUUGCUGUGUUCCGCUGCCAGCCAGUUUACAAGUGCUCGCUGGUUGAAACCGCAUUUUUGCUAUUGGUGACAGUGUCCACAGUGAACAUGCUCACGACGGUUCUCAAUGACAGUCCAAUUUUCCCUGAAAAUGAGGAGGAGCAAGCUGAUUUAUCGGCGCCAUUACUGAUGGACAGCCCACAGUGCGUCCUCUUCGGAACAUUCAUGAUCUGGUUCGCAUCGAUAACGAUAAAUCUCGGGCCCACGUUCUUAUCUGGGGCUUUGGCUGCCAGUGCAGGCUCUUACGGGUCGUACGGACCGGCUCCCUCGUGUCCUUUAGUGCGAGGACCCUUCAGGCAUUACGUGCUUAACGCUCUUUGGAUAGGCGUUAACGCUGUCUGCAUUGGAUUGACACUUUUCCACUUGAAAAAGCUCCACCGAGAUCUCACUAAGGCUAACGUAGAAGCAGUACGGGUAGCUGGUUUAGUGACCACGCUUGUCAGCAUGGCAGGUGACAACAGGCGAAUGGAUAACCUGCCCAACAGCGUCGGACCCAGGACUGUGGAUGGUACUCUUUCGGAUGGUCGCCAAACAGGCAGCAACAAUCUUCCCCUGGGCGGUGGACGCAGGCUGCGAGGUUACCUAGCUCGAGUGGAACGUGAGGGUGUUCGUCGUGUACGCAUGUUCCUCGUCAUCACUGCAGCAUACGUGCUUUUCUGGGGCCCACUGUUCCUGAUCACUCUACUGCAUCACCCGGCACUAACAUCGCACAUAGCCUAUGAAAUGUAUUUCCAAAUCACUCUACAUAUCUCGUAUGUUCACGCGGCGGUUAAUCCCCUGCUGUUCAUGGCUUUGCAUCGAGCUUUACGGAGAGCGGCUUUACAGUUGUGCUGCGGCUGUUGCGUGCACUGGAGUCAGUUUGUGUUGGCUCUGACCGCUGCUGGUAUCACAAUCACCGCUAGCACCAGCGUCAUUCUCUCCCGCGGCCGUGUCUCCGGAGCCUCCCCCCGCGCCCCCGCCGCCGAUGGCUCCUCCCGCCCCCCCGGCGCCGGCGCACUCCGCGCCUGCGCCUCACACGAUGAUGGUAAUUACUUCUUAUAUAGUUGGGAAGUUGAGGAGUGUGACGCUGAGAGUAUGUCGAGUGCGCGUGUGCAGGGAGACGAGGAUAUGAUGGGGGAGGCGUGAAGCGGCAGCGUGCGGCGGGUGGCGCGCUCGCCGAGCCCGCUGCUGGCCGCGAUCUGAGGCGCGCGGGGCCCGCCGGCCGCGCCCGCCUCGCCCGGCCCCUACGUGCCGCACCUGCCGCACUCGCCGUACAUGCCGCGCGCGCCGCCGCCGCCGUCGCCCGGCGCCCACUUGUCCGACAUAUCCUACAUGUGGCCGCUGUAAUCGUCCGGCACACGAUCAUGUUGUAAAUAUUCCUAAGAACAGUAGCGUCAUCACUUUGUACAUACAUGUGUUGAAGUGUGUCUGUCUCCGUAGUCGUCAUGCUCUAAACUUAUUGAUGUAUAGAAAGGGUAUUUAUGAAUAUUACAAAAUUAUGUCUAAGAUAAUUUUAAACUCAGUAGAUUGUUGUAUGUGGUCAAUAUAAUUUACAAAGAUAAAUAUAGGUUUUGAAUUGUACAUUGUGUAAUUUCAAUUCUUAUUAUGUAAGUUAUAAUAGAAAGCUAAAUUCUAAAAUCACGAAAUGUUAGAAGAAAUUGCACUUUCAGAUAAUAAUUCAGUAGUGGUCACUCCAACACAAAUAUAUAUAAAAAUAUAAAUAAAAUACAUAUUUUUGUGAAGCCGUAGUUUUCGUGAAUCUCAUUAAAUCGAACACCAAGUAGAUAGGUACCUGUAAAAUAUAAAAGAAAACAAACUGUAGAUUAAUAAGAGUCAUUUACUAAUUGUAUCAUUGGGUCUUUUUUGAAUCAAAAUUCGAUCUAAUUUCAUAGCUAAAACGUGGCCAACAGUGAAACAUCUGUUUAAAGACUGAAUAUUUUUUUGUAUUUUAUUUUAUACAAAUAAUUUUGUUAAGACGCAAAUAUUGAAUUUUUAACAUUUAUUUUGUAUUUAGAUUUAUAUAUGAAUUGUAAUAUGUUUUUGUAUUGAAAUAUAUGUGCCAACCCAAUGUAUAAACACCCUUAUGAAAAUCAUGUGAGAUAGAG
This is a messenger RNA of Spodoptera exigua (beet armyworm), 2423 nucleotides long. The record is from the annotation of a GenBank genome assembly. NCBI's taxonomy places the organism in Eukaryota, Metazoa, Arthropoda, Insecta, Lepidoptera, Noctuidae.